Molecule: messenger RNA, 792 nt
Organism: Hirsutella rhossiliensis
Lineage: Eukaryota; Fungi; Ascomycota; Sordariomycetes; Hypocreales; Ophiocordycipitaceae
Product: eukaryotic translation initiation factor 3 subunit G domain-containing protein
Exons: 4
Coding region: 1-792 (263 amino acids)
Cellular component (GO): eukaryotic translation initiation factor 3 complex; cytoplasm
Molecular function (GO): translation initiation factor activity; RNA binding
Source: RefSeq, a predicted model, not a curated record
AUGGCCACCGCAGCGCCGCCCAAGCCCAAGCACGACUGGGCCGACGAUGACGAUAUCGAGGAGACGACCACCGACCUGCCUCCGCCUCAGACCAUCUCCAACAAGGACGGCACCAAGACCAUCAUCACCUUCCGCUACAAUGACCAAGGUCAAAAAGUAAAGACGACCCGGCGGGUCCGCUACGUCACCCACACCGAGACGGUCAACCCUCGUGUCGCCGAUCGCAAGACUUGGAGCAAGUUUGGCCAGAGUGCAAAGGAUGGCGCCGGGCCGGCCGCCGACACGACAUCUAUCGGCGAGAACAUCAUCUUCCGGCCCAGCGUCAACUGGCGCAAGGAUGCCAAGGAUGAGAGCCAAGACCCCAACGCGCAAUCGAUGAAGGACAAGUUGAAGGACAAGCAGGUCAAGUGCCGAAUCUGCAACGGCGAGCAUUUCACGGCCAGAUGUCCCUACAAGGACACGAUGGCGCCCAUUGGCGAGAGCGGCGCUGCAGACGUGGCCGCCGGCAUGGGCGACGAGCCCUCGUACGGCGAGAGAGACGACUUUGCGACGCUGCGUGUCACCAAUGUGUCCGAGAUGGCCGAGGAGGGCGAGCUGCGGGACAUGUUCGAGCGCUUCGGACGGGUUACCAGAGUGUUCCUGGCCAAGGACCGGGAUACGGGCAUGGCCAAGGGAUUUGCCUUUAUCAGCUUCGCAGACCGCGGCGAUGCGGUCAAGGCCUGCAACAAGAUGGACGGGUAUGGCUUCAAGCAUCUCAUCCUCAGGGUUGAGUUUGCCAAAAAGGCCCAGUAG